AUGGAUAAUCAAUCCAUUAUAUCUGAUUUUAUGCUUUUUGACAUCACAGAGAUAGAAGAAUUGAAGAUGUUUUACUUCUUUGUUUUCACUGUGUUGUACUUGGCAGUUCUGACAGGGAAUCUCCUCAUCAUCUCUGCAAUACUUUGUGACCAACGUCUCCACAAUCCCAUGUACUUCUUCCUGAUGAACUUGGCCAUACAAGACCUUGGUGUUAUUUCUGUCAUUGUCCCUAAAUCCAUAGCCAAUAUACUCAUGAACACGAGACAUAUUUCUUAUUUUGGAUGUGUUUGUCAAGUUUUCCUUUUUGCCUUUUUUAUGGGUUCUGAUUUUUGGAUCCUCACAGUCAUGGCUUAUGAUCGCUAUGUUGCCAUUUGCAAUCCAUUACACUAUGAAACAAUAAUGAACAAACAAGCCUGCAUUUACAUGAUUCUCGCUGUGUGGGUCAGCAGCCUUAUUAAUGCAUUGUUGAAUACUUGUUUUACCUUUGCAGCUCCUUUUUGUUCCAAUACUAUCAAUCAGAUUUUCUGUGAAAUCCCACAGUUACUUAAACUCACCUGCAUGGAUUUAAAUCAAAAUGAAAUCAAAUUAAUUGUUGUAAUUUGUAUCUUGGGCAUAGGUUGCUUUGUCUAUAUUCUUAUUACUUAUGUGUCUGUUUUCGAUGCCGUUCUCAAAAUUCCCUCAAAGGAAGGAAGGAAAAAAGCUUUCUCCACUUGUUUACCCCAUCUGUUUGUUGUUUCAAUAUUUCUUCUAUCUGCAUCAAUUGCAUAUAUGAAAGUACCCUCCGGUGUACAGGAUUUAGCAACAACUGUACUAUAUUGUUUUAUCCCUCCUUUAUUGAAUCCUCUCAUUUAUAGUAUGAGAAACAAGGACAUCAGGUUUGCCCUGUCAAAACUAUUAAAAAUGGGAAACCUUUCCUAG
This is a messenger RNA of Ahaetulla prasina, 918 nucleotides long. Its product is annotated as olfactory receptor 14C36-like. NCBI's taxonomy places the organism in Eukaryota, Metazoa, Chordata, Lepidosauria, Squamata, Colubridae. Bases 1 to 918 code for a protein of 305 amino acids. The record is from RefSeq and is a predicted model, not a curated record. Gene Ontology annotation, biological process: G protein-coupled receptor signaling pathway. The transcript has a single exon. Gene Ontology annotation, molecular function: olfactory receptor activity; G protein-coupled receptor activity. Gene Ontology annotation, cellular component: membrane.